UUUCAAUUGGUUGGGGAGCCCAUGACAAGCACACCCAUCCUACUCUGAAGAGUAUUAGUGCCAGAUGUGGAAAGUAACCCAAACUCUGGGUUCAGUGGUGUUUAAAUUGUUAGUUUAUACUGAAAUUUAUAUCUAGCUAUGAGUAGUAGGGUAAUGGAGUCCCAGUUGCGUCAAAACUUUCAUUGUGAAUGCAUGGCUGCCAUCAAUCAGAUGGUGAACUUGGAACUGUAUGCUAGCUAUGUAUAUCUCUCUAUGUCCUGUUACUUUGACCGUGAUGACGUGGCCUUGAGGCACAUGGCCCAGUUCCAGAGGAAGCAGUCCCACAAGGAAAGGGAACAUGCAGAGAAGUUCCUGAAAUACCAGAACAGACAAGGAGGACGUAUUAUCCUGCAGGACAUAAAGAAGCCAGAGCGGGAUGAGUGGGGGAACAGCCUGGAGGCUCUGCAAUGUGCCCUCCAGCUGGAGAAGACUCUGAACCAGGCCCUGCUGGACUUGCACAAGCUGGCUACAGAGCAGAAUGACCCUCAUCUUUGUGACUUCCUGGAGUCUGACUACCUGGAGGAGCAGGUGAAGGCCAUCAAGCAGCUGGGAGACCACCUCACCAACCUGAAGCUCUUGGGAAUGCCCCAGAAUGGCAUGGGAGAGUACCUGUUUGACAAGCACACUCUGGGGGAGAGCAGCUGAACUUCAUGGUGUAGAACCAGUCCACGGUGCUGGCUCACCAGUGCAUGGAUGUAUUGCCUUAUUUGCAAUGUAUGAAAAUAAAACAGGGUGUUCACCUGUGGCUCGUCUGACUUGACU
This is a messenger RNA of Chelonia mydas (Green sea turtle), 801 nucleotides long. RefSeq names its product ferritin heavy chain A-like. Gene Ontology annotation, cellular component: cytoplasm. The transcript is spliced from 4 exons. The record is from RefSeq and is a predicted model, not a curated record. Bases 139 to 684 code for a protein of 181 amino acids. NCBI's taxonomy places the organism in Eukaryota, Metazoa, Chordata, Testudines, Cheloniidae. Gene Ontology annotation, molecular function: ferric iron binding; ferrous iron binding. Gene Ontology annotation, biological process: intracellular iron ion homeostasis; iron ion transport.